Branchiostoma belcheri (Belcher's lancelet) is the source of this 2627-nucleotide messenger RNA. RefSeq lists its product as uncharacterized. Gene Ontology annotation, molecular function: oxidoreductase activity, acting on the CH-CH group of donors. The record is from RefSeq and is a predicted model, not a curated record. Bases 180 to 1118 code for a protein of 312 amino acids. Gene Ontology annotation, cellular component: membrane. The transcript is spliced from 6 exons. Lineage: Eukaryota; Metazoa; Chordata; Leptocardii; Amphioxiformes; Branchiostomatidae. Gene Ontology annotation, biological process: lipid metabolic process.
CCGCGUAGGAGUACAGGUCACGGGUGUGCUGUCAGGCACUUCCGGUAUGCGGGGAAGAUGCAGUGAUUUCAGCGCCCCGCCGCAAACAUGCCGUGAUUCCCGCAGAAGGUCACUCGAUGGGUGUGGUGACAGUGAUUGGCAGGACUUGAUUUGAUUGACAGUGAUUGACAGCUGCCGCCAUGAAACCCAUCCACUUUGUGGACCCCAACAACCUCCUGCUAUGCGCCAUCAUCACAGCGGCCAUGCAGAUCUUCUUUUUCGGCAUAGCGGCGACCUUCAGAUUCGACAAGGUCACGGAUUUUGCGGGAGGGACAAAUUUCAUGGUGCUGGCGUUGAUGACACUUCUUCUUGCACAGACGUUCUCGGUCCGACAGAUCCUGGUGACGGCGUUCGUGUGUGCCUGGGGCAUCCGGCUGUCAGGUUACCUUCUCUACCGCAUCAUCAAGAUAGGGGAAGACAAACGGUUCGACGACAAGAGGGACAACUUGUGUGCGUUCGCAGGAUUCUGGACAUUCCAGGCCAUCUGGGUGUUCACAGUCAGCCUUCCUGUGAUCUUCACCAACUGUUCCUACUCCAACGUCAACAACUACUUUACUGUGCAGGACAUUGUCGGCAUCUCCAUGUACGGGGUCGGCCUUCUCACCGAGACCUUCGCCGACUUCCAGAAAUUCAACUUCCGAGACAACCCAGCAAACAACGGGAAAUGGUGUGACUAUGGCCUGUGGAAGUGGUCGAGACACCCUAACUACUUUGGAGAGAUCCUGCUGUGGUGGGGGAUGUUCCUGAUCAGCACCAGUGUGAUCCAGGGCGGACAGUGGGCCGGUGUCAUUGGCCCCGUCUUCAUCACCUCCAUCCUGCUCUUCCUCAGUGGCAUCCCACUUCUCGAGAAAAAGUCUGACGAGAGAUAUGGAAAGGUGGAGGCCUACAGGGAAUACAAGCGCAGCACCAGCCCUCUGGUUCCUCUGCCUCCGUACUUCUACGGACGACUCCCCGACGCCGUCAAGUGUUUUGUCUGCUGCGAGUUCCCGCUGUACAACACCAUGGACGAGGCCGACGAGGACGAACUCGAGGUCAAAGUCGACGAGGUCAACGGAAAGGCCCGGGCAAACAGUGCAUGAUGGGACAAUGACUCAAGGAACUAUGGGAAAAGUGAAUCUGGAUGCGACAUGGAAAUAGCAAAGGAACAGGUUAAAAUUUAGAUAAAGAGACCUUACAAUGUAUUAAGUAUUCCCAUUUUGUUGUUGCCGAAGCAUGUAUUAUACAGCUGAAGUUGCUACAGGUUCAAUUAGAGGAUAGGAUAGAAAUAAGAUUGUGUAAUCAUGGAUAACAUACAAGUUAAGAGAGAAAAAAAGGUAAGAGCAUCUGAAUCUGUCUUUGCAUUAAAAGGAUCAUAAUUAUGAUUAGAAUUUUCUACUUGUUUCUAAGUUACGUAGAAAUUAUUGUAUAUUCUAGCUGCUGAAUUAACCAGGUAUGAAAUGAAAUUGUGCAUUAUCAUGUUGAGGGAACAUACUGAAAUAGUUUGUAAAUAAUAUACAUGUAUUGGAAGAUAACCCUCGGAAAAUUUUAUUUCUUUUUUAAUGUAUGGUGAAGAGCUACAUGUAGGGGGCACAUUGUGGAAAAUUAGCAUGUCCACAAUUAUAUUAUAGAUGUUUAUUUGCUAUAAACAUCUGUCAACCUCCUACAAAAUGGUUUAUGUGACAGGUUUAUGUAGAACAGGACCGUGUAAAAGUAUUGAAAAAAAAUCAUAUCAUAAUCAUGAACUAUGCAGGAAUUUUUUUCACUUUCAGAUUUAUCCUUUUGAGAAUGUAUGUACCAGGCAGACACUGUUGAUGUGAAAUGAACAAUGUGACAAUGGCUUCUAGGAAGCUUUUUCUUUUAAAGGGGAGGGUCAUUUUAACAUCUACUUUUCCUAUCAAAUUUCCUUACUGAAGCUACAUUUGGGGAUGACCUGCUUUUGAAGACUAGGAGUAGGUUUAGAUGUGUAGUAAUAUCAUACACAGAAGGCACACCCAUUCAACACAAUCAUGUAUGAAAGUCAGUGUGGAUUAUUUGAGCAUCUAAUUUUUAGAGGUAACAUAUUACAAUAUUGAGUCCAACUUGAGUUGGCUUAGUAUUUUUUUUAAAUUUUUGUUGAAUAUUCAGUGCAAUGUUGCAUUUGUUGUAUAAUUUCAUGUGUUUUAAUGCUAGCUAACAAAGUUUCAUACAGUAUUAAAUUUUUAAUCUUGAAUAUUUAUUGGGCCUUUAUUUUAUAUAUUAUCUGGUCUUACUAAUGCUGUAUUAUAUCAUUGUAUAUAUACUAUUUUAUGGGGAAUGUACAUAAUACUUGAAUGGACUUUGUCACAACUGGGUGCUUCUGUGUGCCUCUGUGUCUUAGACUAGGUAGAAAAAAGCAGGUACAUAAAAUGUAGUUAUAGUAUGAUAGUACAUAUAGUUAACAAUAUACUGUGAUCAUUGCACCUUUGUGAACCAAGCACUCCCUUGUUAAACUAGGGUUUUGCAAAGAAUCCACCCUUUUGAAUGCUAAGCUCGUGGGUCUUUGAGAUGUACACCCUUGUGAUCAAAGCACCCUUGUGGAUUGUACACCCAUGUCAACAAUACACCCAUGUCAACAAUACACCCAUGUCAAC